Molecule: messenger RNA, 906 nt
Organism: Ipomoea nil (Japanese morning glory)
Lineage: Eukaryota; Viridiplantae; Streptophyta; Magnoliopsida; Solanales; Convolvulaceae
Product: 40S ribosomal protein S15a-5-like
Exons: 4
Coding region: 231-620 (129 amino acids)
Biological process (GO): translation
Cellular component (GO): cytosolic small ribosomal subunit; ribosome
Molecular function (GO): structural constituent of ribosome
Source: RefSeq, a predicted model, not a curated record
ACAGUAAUUUUCUAACCCUAACCCCUAAACCCAAAACUUUGAGAUGGCACUUCUCUAGUCUCUAUAAUACCCUUCUCUGUUCUCCGCUUCUUCAUACAGCGUUCGGCAGACAACAUCGCCAUCCCGGACAGACGCCAUCGCCACACUGUACCUGAAUAGCAUAUUAUCAAACUCCAUCUCAGUCCCAUGACUAACAGACUAACAGACUUACGACACAAGCAGUGGUGGAAAUGGGGAGGAGAAUACUGAAUGACGCAUUGAGGACGAUCGUCAAUGCUGAGAAGAGAGGGUUUGCGUCUGCCCAACUUCAACCCGUAUCCAAUGUCAUGGCUAAUUUCCUUCAGAUUAUGAAAUAUCGAGGGUAUAUUAAAGACUUCGAAGUAGAGGACCCUCAUAGAGUUGGGAAGAUAACUGUCCAAUUGCUCGGAAGGGUCAAUGAUUGCCGUGCUAUCUCGUAUAGACAAGAUAUCAAAGCUCAGAACAUUGAGAAUUAUGCAAAAAGUACCUUACCAACUCGUCAGUGGGGCUAUGUUGUGAUUACAACACCAAAUGGAGUUCUUGAUCAUGAAGAAGCAAUUCGGCAAAAUGUAGGCGGUCAAGUUCUUGGCUACUUCUAUUGAGCAAACUGAAGACAUUAGUACAAGAAGAGGGAAGAUCACUUUUGUUUUUGUACAUUGAUGGAAUUGAACGCAAAUCACUGUCAUUGCAACAGCUCAAAAUCAUUAGUGUCAUGUAAAAGACUGAACCUAUUUUGUUGUAGCAGAAGACACUAAAAUAAGUUGUUCGUUUGGGUGGAUAGGGAUUCCUGAUUCAAUUCCUCUGAGUCUUGUCCUGGUGGAUUUUGACGCAGAUUUUCUGAUUAUAGUCUGUUUCUUGUGGUUGCCUAAUGCAAACAUGAUUUUGACC